GGGAGCUCUGCCUGCCGCCGGGUUGCCGAGGCUGAGCUGAGCCGAGCGGCAGCGCGGGGCCUUGGACACGUCGGACCGGGAGCGGGCGGGGAAGAGGAGCCCUCAAAGGCGGCGGGGCCAGGCCGGCAGCUCUCCGCGAGCGCGGCCCGCCGCUGGGCAGAGAAAGGCAAGGAAGGCGAGGGGAGAGCCACAAGCCCAGCUUUUGGCCGCCGCUGAGACAAAGAAGCGAAGCUCGCCGCCGAAGGCACCUCGCUCCCUCGCCCCUCUUCUUUCCGCCUCCUCCUCCUUCUCCUCCUCCUGCCCAUCCGCGCCCCUCGCUGGGCCGGAGCCCGGAGAGACAGACCGGCAGGCGGGCAGAGAGACUCCAUGAAAGAUGACAGAAGAAGUUAUUGUUAUAGCGAAGUGGGAUUAUACUGCCCAACAGGACCAAGAACUUGACAUAAAAAAGAAUGAACGCCUCUGGCUGCUGGAUGAUUCCAAGACAUGGUGGAGGGUAAGAAAUGCAGCCAACAAAACAGGAUAUGUGCCAUCAAAUUAUGUGGAGAGAAAGAACAGCUUGAAGAAAGGCUCCUUGGUUAAAAAUCUAAAAGACACAUUGGGUUUGGGUAAAACAAAACGAAAGACAAGUGCUAGAGAUGCCUCUCCAACUCCUAGUACGGAUGCAGAAUACCCAUCGAAUGGUAGCAGUGCUGAUAGGAUUUAUGAUCUGAACAUCCCUGCCUAUGUGAAGUUUGCCUAUGUGGCAGAGAGGGAGGAUGAACUAUCUCUUGUUAAAGGAUCUCGAGUGAUUGUUAUGGAAAAAUGCAGUGAUGGCUGGUGGAGAGGGAGCUACAACGGACACAUUGGCUGGUUUCCUUCAAACUAUGUAGUUGAAGAAGUUGACGAAGCAACUGCUGAUUCGCCUAGUUUUCUAAGUUUGAGAAAAGGAGCAUCCAUGAGUAAUGGCCAAGCCAUGAAAAUACUUCACAUUGUCCAGACAUUGUAUCCAUUCAGUUCUGUCACUGAAGAAGAGCUCAAUUUUGAAAAAGGUGAAACUAUGGAAGUGAUAGAGAAACCAGAAAAUGACCCAGAAUGGUGGAAAUGUAAAAAUUCUCGUGGGCAAAUUGGUCUUGUUCCCAAAAACUAUGUAAUAAUCUUAAGUGAGGGUCCUACCAUUAAUACUUCCCACCCUCCUCAGAUAAGCUACACAGGGCCUUCUUCUACAGGACGGUUUGCAGGAAAAGAAUGGUAUUAUGGGAACGUUACUCGACAUCAGGCAGAAUGUGCUUUGAAUGAAAGGGGAUCAGAAGGCGACUUCCUUGUCAGAGACAGUGAAUCUUCACCCAGUGACUUUUCAGUAUCUUUAAAGGCUUCAGGGAAGAACAAACAUUUCAAGGUGCAGCUGGUGGACAAUGUCUAUUGCAUUGGUCAACGUCGAUUUAAUACUAUGGAUGAGUUGGUGGAACACUACAAAAAGGCUCCUAUCUUCACCAGUGAGCACGGGGAAAAGUUAUAUCUUGUCAAAGCACUUCAGUGACGUUGAAGAUGGACUAGGCCUGUUGGGGUCUUUUGUAACUUAAAAGCCUUAGGUCCUCAAUCACUUUUAUAGAGAGCAGGGCACUCUGCACCAGACACAACUGUCAGUGGAUGGUCUCUUUCUGAGUAUUUGCUCUGUUGGUUAUAUUCUCUUUUCCUCCUUGCUUUUCUCUAUCCCCAUUUUUGCCUAUUAGUCUUUUUAAAAAUUAAGUUGUUUUGAAUCCCCUCAGGUUGAAAAUUUCACUUAUGUGGGCCAUUGUAAGCACUCAUUUUAUUUCCUAGGUUCUUAACUCUUCUAUGUAUGUUUACAGAGUUAAUCCAGAUAAAGGAGGGGUGUUCUCAAGUGAGAAACAGUGUUAUCAGACGGCUCCUAUGGCAAAAAUCAUCAUUGACAGACUGGGACAGUUGAAUGCACUGAACCUGCAGCUAACUAAGUGAAAUAAUAGUAGACAUAACGGUUGUGGCUGUGAGUUCUGUAGCUAUUUUGCUUACCAAGUAAUAUAUUUCUGAAAUUCCUAGUUUCUAGAAGCAUUCUUCCCACACUCUACUUCAACUAUUACAUUGCUUCUUUGGCUCUUUGUGAAGAGUACACUAACUAAAGCAUUUUGUAAUAGUUCUUCUCAAACUACUACGGUAUGAUUGUAGUAAAGAAAACUAGCGUAUUUUGACAUGUAAUUUCAACUGAGAUGUUUCAUUGAAAGUUGAUUAUUUAGAGAAUCAUUGAAUUGUAAUGGUUGAAUGUUUUGGUAUCUACAACCAGAUGUGCCAUCCACAUAAUGCUUUCUCUUCUUGCCCUUCUGCUUGUUUGAAUUAAACAGUUAUGUAUUUAAUUCUUAAAGUAAUAUGUAUCUGUAGCCGAUUGACACUAAUACAGAAGUUUAAUAAACAUAGCUAAUUAUGGGUGGGUGGGGCUUCCAGCACAUACAUACAUAACAUACAUACAUACUUACUUAUAUAUAUAUAUUUGCAUAACAGAAAAAAAUCAGGGUUUACAGAAGGUGGUGUGAUUGAUAGUAAGACACACAGAAUGUUAUAUGAAGAAAAUGAGUUUCCUUUGUGUUUCUUUUAACCUUCUUAUGGUUUUAAAUAUAGUAUUGAUGGCACAUUCCUGAAAAUAUUAAAAAAGGACCUUGUUGAUCCUGGAAACUUGCAUACCUCCCCCACCCCACUUUUUUGAUAUUGUAAUAAAAAGGUAUCAUGUGAAGAUGGAGUAUUGAAUUUAUCCUUGGUAAGGGCAUUGACAGUGAUAUCAUUGUCAAAUCAGUGCAAAGAUAGCAUUUCCCCUUUACAUAAAUCUGGACAAAUCAAACAUUUUGUAGUUUUGCUUUGUUGGAAUAGCAUGGAUAUCAUUAACAGUUAACUUUGAAUGAACAUUUUUUUUUUAUUAAAAGAUGUUACAAAGAUUUUAAAACCUACAGAAACACAGUAGAAGAAUAGAAAAAGAAAGAUUAUAAUAGGGUAAAAGGAAAAAUGCAUGGGAAAAACCCCAAGAAAAAUAUCUGAUUUCUCAUUUUGCAACAGUUACAAACGAUCUCCACUGUCUCACAUUGCAUAUGAAAGCUCCCUUCUUCUUAUAAAAAAACCUUUUUUAAUCAAUCCUGAAACCAGCAAUUUGUUUUUGUCCAUUUUCAGCAAAGUGUCUACACAGGGUUUCCACUGUUUAUAAAAAUAGUUGUAGUACCUUCCUUAAUGAAACAAAUCAAUGUAGCCAUCUCUGCAAACACAGCCAACUUCAUACUCGAUUCCUCCAUUAUUGGUGUUUCUGUGGUCUUUCAUCUUUGUGCAUAUAAUAGCCUUCUGCAGUUACCAUGUAUAUACCAAUUGUCCAUGAUCUUUUUCAGUUGAUUGUCCGUAAGUUCUAACAAGAAAAGUUCUGGCUCCCAAAACUCUGCAUCACUAAAUGUAUUUGUGUCCAAAUUAUUUUUACUCCUUCACAACUCUUGGUAAAAUGUCCGUUCAUGUUUUUCACAUUUCCAAAAACAAUUAGAAGUAACUUUAACAAUUUAGACAUUUCUGUGGUGUCAUAUACCAACAUUACAUCAUUUUUUUUUUAAAAAAGUGUUCUUUUAAAUUGUAAGAUUUUUUUAACCACAUGGUCUCCCAUAUUAUCCAUUUGAUUAUUAUAAACAAAAUACUUGGCUCAUUUUAUCAUACCUUUUUUUAACUCAGUUCAAAUCUCAAUAAAAGUUUAUACAUUUUAGCAAUUAAGUGUUCACUAUUUGUGCAUAACUAAUUUUCAAAUGCCAUUUCAUCUCAGUCUAUCUCCGGUCCUUUUAAAUAUAUAUUAAAUCUUACUCUUCAUUGGGCAUAUGGAACUAUUGAAAAUUAAACCCCUCUAUGGUUAA
This is a messenger RNA of Pseudonaja textilis, 3860 nucleotides long. It is a transcript of the gene NCK2, whose product is annotated as NCK adaptor protein 2. Gene Ontology annotation, molecular function: receptor tyrosine kinase binding; signaling adaptor activity. Gene Ontology annotation, biological process: positive regulation of endoplasmic reticulum stress-induced intrinsic apoptotic signaling pathway; ephrin receptor signaling pathway; negative regulation of endoplasmic reticulum stress-induced eIF2 alpha phosphorylation. Gene Ontology annotation, cellular component: cytoplasm. The record is from RefSeq and is a predicted model, not a curated record. NCBI's taxonomy places the organism in Eukaryota, Metazoa, Chordata, Lepidosauria, Squamata, Elapidae.